This is a messenger RNA of Paramecium primaurelia, 1519 nucleotides long. The record is from the annotation of a GenBank genome assembly. NCBI's taxonomy places the organism in Eukaryota, Ciliophora, Oligohymenophorea, Peniculida, Parameciidae.
AUGCGAUUUAACUUUGAGACUCAAAAACAAUCCUAUAGUGAAAGUGAUCUCCAAAAAGCAUAUCAGAAUUAUUUAAUUGAACUUAUUAGUAAAUUAUAAAUUGAAUUUUUAGAUGAUUUUUAGAAUUUGUAUGUAGAAAGGAAACGAAUUAAAGUAGAACUUCAAAAGCGUUAAAGAGAGGAGGAUGAACUUAGAGGAUAGUAAUUAUUAUAAUUAUAAUUCUUAAAGUAAAUGGUCAGAAUAAACACAAAAGAAAAAAUAAUUUCGAAAUUAAGCGUUAACAUAUGAUUAAAAAUUGUAAUAAAUUGAAGAGGAAAGAAAUAAAGAACAAAAAAUAUAAGAUUGUUUUACAAAAGAGGCUAUAAGAUUGGAAUUAGAAAGAAGAUUAUCAAUAUAAUAGUAUCAUAUUAAAGAAGAGAAGAGUUUAGCUAGUAGAAAGAAAGUGUUUUAGGAAUUAAGAAAGAAGGCAGCUAUUGAAAAUAAUAAAGUAUCUUAGAAAUUAAAGAAUUAUCGAAAUAAUAUGAGUGAUCAAUUAGAGGAAGGUUUGAGAAAAUCAAAAUCAUUCUAAGAGAAAUUAGAAGCUAGGUAAUUUUUGAUUAUAAAUAAUAGAGAUAUUUUGAUAUAAAAAUAAAGAGCUAAAUAAGUAUCUGAAAUUGCUAAUAGAAAUCGUAAAUUAGAAGAGAAAAUAAAUAAUGUUAAGGAUGAUUUUGAAAAUCGUAUGGUAGAAGAACUCUAUAAAAAAUAAUAAGAAAUGGAUCAAUCUUUUGAUUAUAGAUAAAUGACAGCUGAAUAAAUGGAAAAAAAUAAAAUUGAAAAAUAAUAACUUUUUGAAUAAAAACUUAAUUAGAUUAAUUAAAAGAUAAAAUAACAUUAAGAAGAAAAGGAAUUUGAAUUAUUCAAUAAGGUUGGAUAAAGAAUGGAAAAAGCAGAAAAAUAAUAAGAGGAACAUGAUAAAUAUCUAUCAAAAUUGUAAUUUCAUAAAAGAAGGCAAUUAGAACAAAGAUUUUCAAGACAUAAAAAAAGAUAUAAAGAAUCUGAAGAACGUUAAUAAGAAAAAAUGGCAGAAUGGAUAUAAAAAGUAAAUAGUAUUUAAGAAAGAAUUGAAAAAUUUAAAUUAAAAAAGAAUGAAGAAUAAAAGACUUUAAAAGAAUAAAGAUCAUAAAGUUUUAAGGAACAUUUAGAAAAUAUGUAAUUUAAUAGAAAAAGCUAAGUUUUAUUUUAUUUAUCUAUUUUAUAGGAAAAAGAUUAAAUGAAAUAUGUUGAGAAACAUUAAUUUGUAUAAAGUAAACUAAAGAAGAGUAAGGAAGAAUAAGAAUAAUUGAGAGCUUAUUUAAAUAUUUCAAGAUCAAAAUUUGAAAAGAAUAAUCUAUUAUAAUUAGGAGAAUUAUCUAAUUUGAAAUAUUCUUCAUCAAUUUAUUUAUUAAAGUAUUUUUAUAAUAUUAUAUAUAGUAAAUUAAAAGAAUUAGAGGAUGAAGAUAAAUUUGCUGAAAUUUCAUAGAAAUUUAAUAAUGCUCUAUGA